AUGUCACUAUCCAAGAACCCCGACAAGAUCUACUCAUCCGCGGCGCCGCUCGACCAGCGUUUGAACUUGCGAGGCUUCUACGAUAACAUGGGGAACCCAGUCUAUCAGUAUGACUAUGACUAUGAGCCCGCUCUGCCACCUCACCUCCGUCGCCCCAUCUUCGUCGACUGGGCCGAGCCCUUCCAGAGCCCUAUCUACGCUCUUCGUUACCUUGCAGAGAUUGCUGGAGACUACUACACCGUGGCUCUCAUGAAUCAGAGAAUCACGUUGCAGCAAGGCCCGCAGACGCCGGGUGCUCAAGGCAUCUCGCAGUCGUACUUGAUCUCGCCUGCUGCCUCGCAUAUCGCUACGCCCGCGCGCACGCCGGCUACUAAGCGCCUUCGCUUCUCUGACGAUAUUGUUCGCUCUGGUUGA
Messenger RNA from Colletotrichum fioriniae, 414 nucleotides. Lineage: Eukaryota; Fungi; Ascomycota; Sordariomycetes; Glomerellales; Glomerellaceae. The record is from RefSeq and is a predicted model, not a curated record.